Alosa sapidissima (American shad) is the source of this 3951-nucleotide messenger RNA. RefSeq names its product ras homolog family member Ua (gene rhoua). Bases 339 to 1103 code for a protein of 254 amino acids. Gene Ontology annotation, molecular function: GTP binding; GTPase activity. Gene Ontology annotation, biological process: small GTPase-mediated signal transduction. NCBI's taxonomy places the organism in Eukaryota, Metazoa, Chordata, Actinopteri, Clupeiformes, Clupeidae. The record is from RefSeq and is a predicted model, not a curated record. The transcript has 3 exons.
AAUGAUGUCAUGCUGUUUAGUGUAGGCUAGUAGAUCGCGGAGGCUGUAGUGGGAGACUGGGACAAGAGAAGUGGAGCCGUGACUCCAAGAGGGCUGAACCGAAUGCCGCCCUCCACUUCAGUGCUCUUGGAAGAAUUAGGCUAUGUUUUCACGUUGAGAUGGAUAAGUAAAGUUUCACCUGCAAAAGUGAUUUGUUUGUUCAUCGCUAUGGAAAGUCGACAUAAAGUGGAGCCUGGUACGUAAAUGAACUGUAACAGUCCCUUGUGUGAUGUGGGACGAGUAACCCAAUGGAUUGGCGAAACUGGGAUUAACUCCUGGUCGUUCGGUUCCUCACAGACAUGCCUCCGCAGGCUGUUGGAGAAUACAAACCCGUAACAGUGUCGGUUGUUCCGCCAGUGCCACCGCGAAGGUUUCGGAGUAAAGAUACUUCUUCGGGGGCAAAGUGUCGGUCCGGUGCCGCAGUUGAGCGCAAGGUGAAAUGUGUGCUUGUUGGUGACGGGGCGGUUGGAAAGACCAGCCUCAUUGUAAGCUACACAACAAAUGGAUAUCCUACUGAAUAUGUACCAACUGCCUUUGACAACUUUUCAGCGGUGGUGGCGGUUGAUGGCAGACCGGUGAAGCUGCAGCUGUGUGACACAGCGGGCCAGGAUGAGUUUGAUAAGCUCCGCUCCUUCUGCUACACAAAUGCCGACGUCUUCCUGUUGUGCUUCAGCGUGGUGGCGCCCUCCUCCUUCCAGAAUGUCACGGAGAAAUGGGUCCCCGAGAUCCGGAGGCACUGCCCGCGCUCGCCCGUCAUCCUGGUGGGCACCCAGUCGGACCUCCGCGAGGACGUCAAGGUGCUGAUCGAGCUGGCCAAGUACAAGGAGCGGCCGGUGGAGCCGGCCGAGGCCCGGCAGUGUGCCGAGGACGCGCGCGCCAUCUCGUACAUGGAGUGCUCGGCGCUGACUCAGAAGAACCUGAAGGAGGUGUUCGACGCCGCCAUCUUGGCCAGCAUCCAACACAGCGACAGUCAGCAGCAGCAGCACAAGCUGAAGAAGCGCACGCCGGACAAGAUGAAGAAGCUGUCCAAGUCCUGGUGGAAAAAGUACUGCUGCCUGGCCUAGCGCUCAGGGCUGUCGGGUCAAACUGUGGAGGGUUUUUUUUCUCUCCCCUGGUUUAUGUAUGGGGUCAAAAGGGGGGCCUCUCCUCAAUGUGAGGUGUUUAGUGGGGAUCUGGGGGUAAAAAAGAUCAGAAGGACUUUAAACUGCAAGUGGAACAAAGGGUGGAAAAAUUCUACCCUAAGUCAUGACACUAACAGAUCAACGGUCAUUUACCGCAUGGCUAUCACUUCAAAGGACCAUGAAAAAGCUGACCAUUAUGAUGUUCUAGAGGCUCCAAGGGUCUCCUUUUAACCCCUCAGAAGAUGAUUCUCCACCCCAGCAGCCCCCUUCCCCUCCCCUCCCUCCAUUUUUCCACUCUGGCCGGCACUGUAACACAGUGGGACCUGGAGGAGAGUGCCGGAGCUGUCUCCAGUAAUAUGUUAAGACUGCUCACAGACUUGCCCCCUGGUCCUUUGAUCCUCUGUCUGGUCCAGACAGCCAGCAAACUGUGAAAAGCAAAACCCUGCCAAAGAGCGAGGGAUGAAGAAAGAUGAGUCCAAGAAUCUUGACAUCGUCGUCUUUUUUAACCUGUUCUGUUUUUCCCCAGUCCCACCCCACCCCAUCCUCCCCACACGCACAUAUGAAGUCCCAGCAUAUGAGGGGCACAAAAGAGGUUACCCCCCCAUACUCUAACAGUGCCUAAGAAUUGUUUUAAAAACAUAGUGCCAUUAUCAGUCAAAGCAAGCAAGAGAUUAGUCAUUGUUUUUGUUAGUUACUCUGUCAACUGAUCAGUUUUACUGAUUACUGUUGCUGUUUCGUCAUACUCAUGAGGUGUGUGCACCACAGUUGGCCCUCCCACUGGCGUUGCUUUCAGGGUGGCCGCCUCCACAACAGCCUUGUGGACUGUGGUUGUUUACGUUUGGAGACACCGCAACUCAGAUGUGGCGUCCCGAAACAGCUCGCAGGGGUCAGGGCUGCGCCUCUGGGGCGGGAAUUUAGCAGAUCGCCUGAACUUUGCUUCUCUGGUCAGUGAACCGGCUGGGAGGUCAUAAACAAAUGUCAACCCGCUGUCCCCCUCCCUCCCAACCACCACACACACACACACACACACUCACACAUGAUCGCCACCACGCACCAAUCGCUGUGCUGGCUGGCGCUAUAGUGGGAAAGGCAGGUUUUGAGUUAUGAGUGGUGAGGUAUGUUGUGUGUAUCUGAGAUGAGACAAGCGACAGAGACAAGGGGUUUCUUGCCCAAUCGAGGAAGUUCAGAAGAGGAACACCUCCUUUCCCCCGUUUAAAGUCUUUUUAUAGUUGAGCACUUUUCAAAAGCAUAUGAUGACUUUGUCUCCUGUUUUUAUGAACUCUUUAUCCAUUUUUCUAAGUCAGAGCAACAGGAGUCACAAAGAGAUCAGACAAAUGUGUAGUGUUAGCGCUUUUAGUGACAAACAACUACUAGGCACAGUCAUGAUUCUUCUGUCAUUUUUGAAGUUCUUUGCAGUUUUAUUAUCAGUAUGAUGAUAACUUCCUCCUUGUGCGUUAUUGGUCCAGUAAAUGAAUGUACACUGUGGAUUCAUUACCAUAUUGAUACCUAUACCAUGUUUCUUACGGUAUGUCCCAUUCUUCAACCAUUCACAUUAUAUUUUGCAGAACACUGAAGCAGUUAUGGUCUGUACAUAUUUUCAUUUGAAAUGCUGGUGUCACAAUCUAUGUAUAUUGUUUCAUUAUUUACCCUUAGUGGUCUACAAAGGUGUGAACUAUGUUAUCAGUUUUGAAUUUCACCUUCAUUGUCAAAUGAGUAGUCCUCCAGGCAUUGUACUGUGGCUAUUGACUCCAUUUUGUUCUCAUGUCAAGGUCUGCCUGAAGGCAUCGUUAGGGGAUAACAGUAUGUUGCGUUUUGGUGAACUGAAAACAUCUGUAGGGGAUAACAGUAUGUUGCGUUUUGGUGAAUUGAAAACGUCUUUAGGGGAUAACAGUAUGUGAUGUGGGAAAGAAUGGAAGUGUAGACAAUGAAAGUUCACACUUUAUAUGCAGGAUAUUAUGAUGUUUGACCACAAACCGUCUGAAUAUCAGAUCCAAGGCAAGGACUGGUCAAUGCUAUGGACCAACACAUGUACCUCCUGCAGUUAACAAACUGUACCUUUACUAGCUCAAACUCAUUUCUACCCUAACCCCAGUAAGUCUCUCCCAGAAGUGCCAUUGCUGUGAUUCAACUCUUGCACUUUGCUAUCUCAUCAGGGUGUUAAAGCGGCAGCCCUUUCCUAAUCGAAAGAGUAACCCAGAAGGAAUUCAGUCAACAUUGACCUCAUCCGUUAUCAUACUCACUCAGCCUUUCCUCUUGUGACUCUCAGUGGUGAUUGUGUCUGGAACUGGGGAGCCGUAUCACGGCAUGUACGGAUGGAAUGAAGUUGUUUGAGGAAUCAUGGGUAAUCAGCGAAUCGGUGUGUUGAGCUUUAAGGUGUUCAGGGGAGAGGGCAGAUGUGAAUGUAGGCUGUUGGCUAUCUGAAAGAGAGAUGAGGGUUCUGAGAGAUGGGGGUUCUGCAUAGAAUGACCUGAAGAAUGAACUCUGUAAGUGCAAAGGUGAUUAGUGUUAACCUGGAGGUGAUUUAUAAGAGGCGGGUUCUAUGGACCUGAUGGAUUGCUAUUACUGCCACCAGUAUUAGGGAUCUCAGUGACAAGUGGUGUUUCUUAUCUAUGUAUCCUAUAGAUAUCUAUAGAUUUCCCUGUGUUAUACGUGGUAAUAUGUGCAAAUGAAACGUUUGUAAAUGACCAUCAGGGGAAAGUUUGUGGAUGUAACAACUUGUACACAGUGUCCUAUCAGAAUCGACAACUGCCUGUAGUGUAUUAAUUAUCUGCAAAUAAAGAGCUCUGAUAUA